ACAAUAAAUUACUGGUCAAGAUCCGCCAUUUAUACUUGAUUCUUCACAAACUUAGUUUAUACCAUGUCUGCAGUUCCUAAUCAUGCUGGAUCCUGGCGAUCCUUAGAAAUACCUUUGAAUGACACAAUUUUAGCCACUUUAGAUAAUAUGGGCUUUGAAACCAUGACACCUGUUCAAGCGGGCGCUAUUCCGCUGUUUAUGAAAAAUAAGGAUGUUGUUGUCGAAGCUGUAACAGGUUCCGGUAAAACACUCUCCUUCGUUAUUCCGAUUCUUGAAAAGCUAUUGAGACGAGAAGAACCUCUUAAGAACUAUGAAAUUGGCGCUAUCAUCAUUACACCUACUCGAGAGUUGGCACAGCAAAUUCAUUCUGUUUGCCAGACUUUUGUCGAUGAGUUUGACGAUGAAAAGCAAGAAGAGAUUCAAUCUGGACUAUUUAUUGGUGGAUCCAACUCAAUUAUCGACGAUAUCAAAUCAUUCAAGGAACAGCAUCCACGUAUUUUGAUCGGUACGCCUGGUCGUUUGGACGAAUUACUAAGAGCUGGACAACACUUGGUCAAUACAAAAGAGUUGGAAGUUUUAGUGAUGGACGAGGCCGAUCGGCUGUUGGAUAUGGGAUUUUCAAAGCAGCUUAACAGCAUUAUUGCACAGCUUCCCAAACAGCGACGUACGGGUCUCUUUUCUGCUACAAUGACAGAUGCUAUUUCAGAGUUGGUACGUGCAGGCCUUCGUAAUCCUGUACGUAUUGUGGUGAAAGUAGAGGAUUUGGCAAACAAAGGAGAAGUACAACGUACACCUACGACUCUGGAUAUUGAUUAUGUUGUCUGCGAUGCUGAUCAGAAACUAUUACAAAUGACACGUAUCUUAUUAAGUGAAUUACAAAAUGAAGAAGAUGGAGCUCGUAAAUUUAUUGUCUAUUUCGCCACGUGUGCCAUGGUCGAUUACUUUUAUAAAAUUCUCAGUAGAUUACCACAACUCAAACCCUUCUCCUUUCACUCAUUACAUGGACAAAUGGACACCAAGCGUCGAUCACUGACCUACACCAGUUUUACGGAAUUAUCGCCUGCCAUACCUGCCGUUCUAUUAUGCACAGAUGUCGCUUCGAGAGGAUUGGAUAUUUCAGAUUUAGACUAUGUGAUACAAGUCGACCCACCACAAGACCCCAAGGCUUUCUCUCAUCGCUGUGGGCGUGCAGGACGUGCAGGACGAAAGGGUCAUGCUACAGUGAUUUUAGUGAGAGGAAGAGAAGAGCUUUACAUUGAUUUGUUAAAACUGAGAAAAAUACCCAUACAACGCAAACCAUACAUCAUGCCUGAUUUGACGGUCUUUGACAAUAGCGUGCAGCGUGACAAUAGUAAGCAUGAGAUGGAAGUGGACGAAAAGGCAACUUCAGUAAAGGUCGAAGAUGAGGAAGUGAUGCCAUUCAUUCAAUCCAUACGAGCGAUUGUCAAAACAGAUAGAGAUAUCAGCGAUCGAUCGUUGAAAGCAUUUGUAUCUUGGGCUCGUUCCUACUCAAAACAUGAAGCCAGCUAUAUCUUUAGAAUUAAAGAUAUUGAUCUGUGUCAAUUGGCAAUGGGGUUCGGUCUGUUAAAGCUGCCCAAAAUGCCUGAACUUAAGACACAGUUGUCGUCGGAGGGCGCGACGAAUAAGUUUGUGGAAGAAGAGAUCAACUGGGAUACAUUUAAGUAUCUCGAUAAACAGAGAGAAGCGAAACGUUUGAGAGAAUUGAAAGAGUAUCAGGAAAAAGGACCUCAACAGAAAGCUAACAGUCAUCAGCCGAAAAAGAAGUCUGUCGCUUGGUCGGAGAAGCAGGAAGCACAAAAACGAAAGCAAGUACGAAAAGAGAAGAAGCAAGCAAAGAAAGAGUAUCUGAAAAGAAAAGCAGAAGAAGAAGCAGAGAACAAAAAGCGACAAAUGGAAGAAGACGUGGAUGAAUGGGAAGAGUUGGCUAAAGAAGAAAGAAUGUUCAAAAAGGUUAAAAAGGGCAAAUUAGAUAAAGACACAUUUGAUGAGAUGUUUGAUGAAUAAGUCCAUACUGUUAUUGAAGAUGAUUUAUGUAUUAUAGUUUUUUUAACAUUGCAGUUUUACGCGUUCUUACAUUUAUAUAUUAUGUAUAAUAAAGGAUCUGUACAUAGGAUUAGCUAAGAUAGGAAUCAGCGAAAUCUACCACACUGGAUGAGCAAUCACUUGAUCAAUGAUGGCGUUAAAAAUCUCUUUUCGUUGCUUUAUGUCAUCUACUGGUUUUAAUGCAAUUCCCAACAAUAGCGGUCGCUUUUCUUGUGGAUUCAUGGCUGCAAUAGCUUGAAUAAUUGAAGUGGAAUACAACAUAUAUAGGUCGCACUGCUCGCCAAUUGAUUCACCCAUGAGCACUUGACUUGUCGUAGGUAU
Mycotypha africana is the source of this 2385-nucleotide messenger RNA. RefSeq names its product P-loop containing nucleoside triphosphate hydrolase protein. Bases 64 to 2025 code for a protein of 653 amino acids. Gene Ontology annotation, cellular component: nucleolus. The transcript has 2 exons. The record is from RefSeq and is a predicted model, not a curated record. Gene Ontology annotation, molecular function: ATP binding; nucleic acid binding; RNA helicase activity. Lineage: Eukaryota; Fungi; Mucoromycota; Mucoromycetes; Mucorales; Mycotyphaceae.